UACUUCGUGAAAACAUCUGUGAUGUGUCAAAUUGCGUGUAUGUUUUGUGAGCGAUUGUGUUUUGGCCACAGCGUAGUUUUGAGUGAAAAAUGUUAAUUAAUUCCAACGACAGCAGGAAGGAGAUCAAGUGAUUCCACAGCGAGACGCCUGAGUAGUUUGUGCAGAAUGUCGUGGCUGAAUUUGGACAGUCUGAACAGCAUCAAGGGCCAAAUCACGAAGGUGAUUCAGGAGACGGUCGUGCAGCCAAUUCAAGAGGAGGAUGAGGUUGACCACGUAGUCAAGCUGGAGAAUGCCACUGUGCGCAUCCAGGAGCUCACUGAGCUCUGCUCCACACAGGAUCAGGAGCUCGCGACACUGCGAAGGCAGAUUCUUGAAUUACAGCAACUGCAGCAGGCAAAAGUCGCUGAAUGUGGCGCUGGAAAAACGUCUCAAGAGCCAAAUGUGCCGAUUGACGACAGUUGGUUUUGGGAGCCGGACAACAACACGUCCUCGUCAUCGUCGAAGAAUGAGGAAAUCCUCUCGAAGUCACCGUCCGGCGGUGACUUGACCAUCAUUCCACUGGAUCAGUCGAGCGAUGCCGACGCCCAGGAGCGCUAUCAGAAGCGAAUUGACGACACGGAGGCGAAGCUGAAGAAGGUCAAUUUCGAGAAUGCCGUGCUGCAUGAGAAGAUCAAGCAAUUGACGGGGGAAAACAGGAGUUUGAAUGAGAACAUCGACGAAUUGGACAGGCAGAACUCGAUGAUUGUGGACAAUUUGCUCGGCCAGAAGAAUCAACUGCAAGAGAAGCUGAAUGAAUUGAAGUCCUCAGCAGAAGAUCUGCCCAAAGUGAGGAAAGAACUCGCGGAUUUGACUGCCAAGCAUGAGAAAAUCGAGAGCGCUUAUGUGACCAGUGUGCAGGAGAACGUGAACACCAAGGCGCAAAUGGAGGCCAUCAACACAGAGUUGCGGAGGGCAGUUUGUGAGAAUGUGGAGCUCGUGGCGUCGAUGGAGGUGAAGAAUGACGAGUUGAGGAGUCUCUUGACGGAGAAGGAUAAGCUGCAGCAUGAAUUCCAGGACUUUUUCGUGAAGAUGAAGAGCGAGAGGGACAAUGAGUCGGCAACGGUGAAGCAGUUGACGGAUAAAAUCCAAUUCCUCGAGGAGGAUGUCCAGAAAUCCACAAGUUACUCGGCAGAGAUCAAGGAAAAGGUGGUGGAAUUGAGUGAGAAACUGCAACAGGAGAUGCAGGAGAAGCAGACAAUUGAGCAAGAGUUUCUCGCCUAUCAGGAAACUGUGCGAGAGUUGAAGAAAAACUCCACGGAUUCCCAGAAGCUGGAGGAUCAGGAGUUGCAGGAGAUGAAGAGGAAAUUCCCGGUGAUCGAGGAGGAACUCAGGCAAUCCAAUGAAGCGCGGGAGAUGGCAGAAAUCGCACUGAAGGAUUUCCAGGAUAAAUUCAGAGCUCUUGAGAUUGAACACAAGCAAAUCAACGAGGAUUUUGUGGCUCUGCAGGAGGAUGACUUGAAUCUCCAGCGGGAGUUUAAUGACCUCAAGGAGAAGUGUCGCAGUGUUGAGGAAGAGAAGCAGGAGUCGACGUCUCACUUCCAGGGAUUGGAGGAGAAGCUGAUGCAAGCGGAGAAGACAAUGCAAGACAUUGCGAAGAAGUAUGAGGAUGUUAAGGUGGAGAAGAGGCAGAUUGAGCAGGACUUUAUUGCCCUCCAGGAGGAUGAUUUGAAUCUGCAGCGGGAAUUCCAUGGCUUCCGCGAGCAGCAGAAUGUGGAGAAUGACAAUUUCCAGAAACUCUCCGAGGACAAUAACAAUCUGCAGCGUCAGAUCAUCGAUCUGCAGUCGAGGAUCAACAGCAGGGAUGUUGAGGAUGUUGUUGCUGUGAGGAUUCCUUCCUCAGCCGUUCAGGAGCUGCUGAAGAAGUAUGGAAAUUUGUCGUCUGACGCAGAUGAUGUUCUCCGAUCCCUGGAGGACUUUCUGAAGUCCUCGCAGGACACGAAAUACAAACUGGAAGCUGUUGAGAAGCGACUCGCCGAGGCGUUCAGUGGCGUCAAUCAGCAGAAGGAGGAGAUCCGGAAGUUGGAGCAUGAGAAGAAGACCAUCCAGGCGGAUCUGAUGCACUAUGAGAUCGAGUGCAGUGAGUUGAUGAAGAACAAUGAGAUUCUGGUGCAGGAAUUGGAGGAGAUCAAGUCGGGAAAGCUGGAGACCAUCCAGGAGAACAGCGAGGAAACCGUGGCGAUGCUGGAGAAGCAACUGGAGGAGUGCAAUAGCAUCAAUCGCGAGCUGGAGAAUGAUUGUCAGGCGCUCAAUAAGCGUCUGGACGCGAUGGAGAGUGAAAGGGAGGAGAUUCUGCAGAAGUUGGGUCAUCUGGAGAGCCUGGAAAGUGAGGGAAAUCAGAAGAUCAGUGAGCUGAAGCGUCUCGUGAGUUCGCUGGAGAAUGAGAAGUCAAAUCUGCAGUUUGAAUUGACGGAAUUGAGUGUUGGGGAGUCGAAGGCGUCCCAGGAUGAGGUGGAGAAGCUCCAGAAGAGAGUGUCUGAGCUUGAGGAGCAAUUGAGGGAGAAAUCCCAGGAGGUGGAGAAGAUGAGCGGCGGCUUCGAUGCGCUGUCCAAGGAGAAGAAUGACCUCAUCAAUCUCGUGACUGUGAAGCACAACGAGAGUGUUCAGUAUCACGCGGAGAUUCAGCGGCUGAGUCAGCUUCUGCAGCUGGAGAUGACUAAGGUUGUCGCCUGUCAGAAGUGCCCAGAGAUGCAGCGGAUGUUGCAGGAGAGUCAGGCGGCUGUGGCGCGAGUGGCGGAGCUGGAGAAGCUGCCCGAUCAGGUGGAUUGUCUGAGGCAGAAGGCGGAUCUGCUGGCGAAUUCGCUGCUCACUGAGCAGCAGACGGUGAAGCUGCUGGUGAAGGAGAAGCAGGAGCUGCAGGAGGACAAGGCGGGUCUGGCGAAGGACUGCGAGCGGCUGAGGCAGCAUCUGCUGGCCGUGGAGGAGGACCAGACCGUGCAGAUGAUGGAGCUGCAGCGCCAGGCGGAGGAGUACAAGAGCAAGCUGACGCUGCUCGAGCAAGAGGCCCAGAAAUCCAGCACAGCUUACACCUCAGCCAGUAUUCGAGCUAAUCAACAUGCAGAAACCCUGCAAGCUCAGUAUAUGUUGCUGUCGCAGCAGAGAGAUGAGAUUUCGGCGAAGCUGAGUUCUGCUGAAGACAGAGAAUCGAAGAAUCAGGCUGCAUUGAUAAAUCUGCAGUGCGCUCUUGAGCAAUUCCAACGAGAUAAAGAUCGUGAUGUCGAGGCGACGACGUACAGAAUUAGAAAGCAACUCGAGGAGGAGCGAAAAGCCAACGAAAGCAUUCUGAAUGAGGUGAAGUGUCUGCAGAGUCAACUGACGGACGCCAAAACUGGUCUCUUGGCCGCUUCGCGGAUCUCAGAUCAGUUGGAAAUGAGCCAGGCAAGCCUUUCCGCGCAGCGCGAAGAGAUGGAGAAACUCUUGGAGAAGUGCUCAAAGCUGGAGCAGAAGAUUCACGACACGGAGACAAAUCAGGCGGACAAGGUUGAGAAGACGCUGAUCAAGAAUCUCGUCAUUGGCUACGUGUCGGCGCCGAAUCAGGGUGACAAGUCGCAAAUCCUGAAGCUCAUUUCAGCCGUGCUGGAUUUCAAUCAGACGGAAUCCGACAGGAUUGGCUUGAAAUCAUCACAGAGUUCAGAUGAAUCCCAGGGAUUGGCGCAGGCGUUCGUGAAGUUCCUGGAGAAGGAAUCGCAGCCAAGUCAGCCGCCGGCCAGUGGAUCUCUGCUGAACAUCACGCACGGCGCCACGAGUGCCAAGAAGCCUCCAGUCGCUGCCAAGGCGCCCGAAGUUGAGCCUCCGCCGCCAGUGCAGCCGAUUCUCCUGUCCGACAACAUUCUGCAGGCGCUGUCGCCGCCGCGCAACUCCAGCACAAUCCUCAAAGACAUCCUCAACGACACUUGACUGUAAUUCUUCAGCCGCACUUCCAAACACCAGGGCGAGGGUCUUUUCUGCUAUCAUGUAAAUUAGUCUUUUCUUUGUCAUGUUAAUAAAUUCUACGCUGAUGGUUUCAAAAGA
Phlebotomus argentipes is the source of this 4047-nucleotide messenger RNA. RefSeq names its product thyroid receptor-interacting protein 11 (gene Gmap). Gene Ontology annotation, biological process: Golgi organization; endoplasmic reticulum to Golgi vesicle-mediated transport. Bases 166 to 3933 code for a protein of 1255 amino acids. The transcript has 7 exons. Lineage: Eukaryota; Metazoa; Arthropoda; Insecta; Diptera; Psychodidae. Gene Ontology annotation, molecular function: small GTPase binding. The record is from RefSeq and is a predicted model, not a curated record. Gene Ontology annotation, cellular component: Golgi apparatus.